Molecule: messenger RNA, 1248 nt
Organism: Hirsutella rhossiliensis
Lineage: Eukaryota; Fungi; Ascomycota; Sordariomycetes; Hypocreales; Ophiocordycipitaceae
Exons: 4
Coding region: 1-1248 (415 amino acids)
Source: RefSeq, a predicted model, not a curated record
AUGGCAUCUUUCACGGUAGAGGCAUGCUGGAACCACUGGAAGGCUUUGCUACGAAUAUUGGGUUAUGUCGGCAGGACUAUUCACCACGGUAUCACAUAUGGCGGAAAUAAUGAGCACGCUCAAGGAGUCGAAGGCAGCGAUAUCGACUAUUAUUCCAUUGACCACAACAUCGAAGGGCACGUCGGCUCUGCAGGCCUACAAGAUGGGGAAGCGUUCUCUGACACCGACUACGCUACUGAUCCAAGGGACCGGAAGAGUAUCCUGGGGUUCAUCUUUAUGGUCUACGGAGGCGCCGUCAUGACGUAUAGCAAGAAGAUGAAAUCAGUGGCAAGAUCUACGACAGAAGCAGAGGUUAUACAACCUCAAGAAGAUGUACGCCUACGCCAACCUAUUUCUGCUCAGGAAUUUAUGCGCGGAACCGACUUCGCGGCCGAUUUUUCCGCUAUAGACCCUCAGCUUCGAUUCAAAGAUAUCUCAGUCGAUAAUAUAACGGAGAUACAUGCAACCACGUACGCAGCUAAGGCCCUUAAAGCCUAUACUCUUGAGAAGAUGUGGGAUGAUGAAGUCUUCCAUGCUUUCCAACAAGACUUUGAAGGAUGGACGCUAGACAUGUUCCUUAUGGUUGAAAUUUCAUACCGGCGGGAGCUCCGCCGGUUUCCUACUUGGGACCCUGAGGAAUUCACAAAACAGAUAUUUGACGUACGAUCAAAUGCUUCCUGGCAACAACAAGCCCUCGCAACGCCUUCUUCCCGAGAGAAUAUCCAAAAUCCGACCCAAGACCAGUCACCAAGGGACCAGCCUACAACCCAAGCCCAGGCUUUGCAACAGCAGCAACAGGUUGUUUCCCAAGGACCCCAGAGGCCUCCUGAGCAAGCCCAACAGAUGACCCCAAGGAACCUUAUUCCAAGCCCCAUUUUCCCAGGAAAGCUUUCCCAAGACAUCCCCACUCAACAGACCCAGACGAACCUGACGGGCAUCAGCCGUACAAGGCCCUGCCCCUCGUUCCGUUCGAACGAACGGCUUGACCCCGCCGUUUCUGCCCAGUUUCUAAAGACCUUUGACAAAGACCAAAAGUACACAGGCGAGCCCUACGACCUCCUUGACGAUAAGAUGAAGAUCUUUUCAACAUCUGCUUCCAUGCACAGAUCCGGGAGACCCAAUUCUAUGCGGUAUUUCCUAGGAUUCUUAACGGACGAGCAGAAACCUUCUACCUUCAUUACGUCGAUCAAGACGAUACAUUUGCAAUAG